Molecule: messenger RNA, 556 nt
Organism: Prionailurus viverrinus (fishing cat)
Lineage: Eukaryota; Metazoa; Chordata; Mammalia; Carnivora; Felidae
Product: histone H2A type 1-E
Exons: 1
Coding region: 10-402 (130 amino acids)
Cellular component (GO): nucleosome
Molecular function (GO): DNA binding; structural constituent of chromatin; protein heterodimerization activity
Source: RefSeq, a predicted model, not a curated record
GAGGUGGUCAUGUCUGGACGCGGGAAGCAGGGCGGCAAGGCUCGCGCCAAGGCCAAGACGCGCUCGUCGCGGGCCGGGCUGCAGUUCCCGGUGGGCCGCGUGCACCGCCUGCUCCGCAAGGGCAACUACGCCGAGCGGGUGGGGGCCGGCGCGCCGGUGUACCUGGCGGCCGUGCUCGAGUACCUGACGGCCGAGAUCCUGGAGCUGGCGGGCAACGCGGCCCGCGACAACAAGAAGACGCGCAUCAUCCCGCGCCACCUGCAGCUGGCCAUCCGCAACGACGAGGAGCUCAACAAGCUGCUGGGCCGCGUCACCAUCGCGCAGGGCGGCGUCCUGCCCAACAUCCAGGCCGUGCUGCUGCCCAAGAAGACCGAGAGCCACCACAAGGCCAAGGGGAAGUAGGAAUCUGGGUUAAUUUGUCACAACGCCUUUCUCCCGCAUAAACCAAAGGCUCUUUUAAGAGCCACCUACAAUUUCCUGUGAAGGACUGUACACGAAGUAUCUUUUGUUCCUGAUAACAAUUCUGAGACGUCAUCUAUCUCGCAACUUAAUGCGU